This is a messenger RNA of Auanema sp. JU1783, 1137 nucleotides long. NCBI's taxonomy places the organism in Eukaryota, Metazoa, Nematoda, Chromadorea, Rhabditida, Rhabditidae. The record is from the annotation of a GenBank genome assembly.
AUGACCACUUCAAACUGUACGACAAUUCAAGAAUCAACAGCUGAAUUGAUAGAUGAAUUUACCGUUCAAUUAAUAUUUGGAGUUUUAUACUCGAUGGUUUGGGUAGCUGGGAUAGUUGGUAAUUCACUCGUCUUAUACGUAGUUUCAUUUAAUCAGGUUUCAUUAUCUGUUCGAAGUAUUUUCAUAGGAUGCUUAGCUGUCUCAGACUUGUUAAUGAGUCUUACAAGUCUUCCAAUAACUGCAAUUACAAUCUUUAGCCGUGUUUGGAUAUUUCCUUCCAUAUUCUGCAAACUUAUUGGAAUUUUUCAGGAAGGAAGUAUAUUCGUUUCAAGCUUUACCCUUACCGUUAUAGCCAUUGAUCGAGUUUUAUUAAUAACAAAGCCAAAUAAGGAGAUUAUAAAUUAUAAUCGCGCAAUAAUAGUUGUAAUUGGCAUUUGGGCACUUGGCUAUUCCUUGGCUUUGCCGACGGGAAUACAUUCAGGAGAAGCCGCCUAUCCGGGUUUAUGUGGAGUUUUCUGUGAAGAGCAAUGGCCUGACUACUCCGAAGCAUUAGGUCGUUCAAACCAACGAAGAAUCUAUGGCUUAACAGUCUUAGUUCUUCAAUUUGGUAUUCCAGCGCUUAUCUCUUCAAUAUGUUAUUACAUCAUAAGUCGUGUUAUGGAUAGUCAGUUAGAGAGAAGACGUGGACAAACUCUCCUACCCGAAUCUGAGAUGAAGCUUGUUAGUCGCAAAAGUCGAGCAAAUAAAAUGAUGAUCGUAAUGGUGUUGGGAUUCAUAUUUGCUUGGGUGCCAAUCAAUUGUAUCAAUCUCUAUAGAGAUUUGAUAUCUACAUUUACGGUCACAACAUGGUUUUCAAUGGUGUUCGCGUUAUGCCAUGUAACAGCUAUGAUGUCAGCUGUUUUAAACCCAGUUAUUUACUCUUGGUUUAAUCCCCAAUUUCGAUCAGCCAUCCAAUCAGUUUUUCAACGACAUCGAAAGCAAUCGUUAUAUUCAACAAAAGCUCAUGCGGAACUUCCAAGUCGAGCAUCUCAUCAUAUAAUGCCAGUAUCAUCAGCAGCUAGGUCAGAUUGUAAGAAAUCAGAAGUUUUUCUCACCACAUCUACGGAUACUCACUUACCAGGAGACCAAAUGCUUUAA